Messenger RNA from Polistes dominula (European paper wasp), 1880 nucleotides. It is a transcript of the gene Inx3, whose product is annotated as innexin 3. Gene Ontology annotation, biological process: phototransduction. Gene Ontology annotation, cellular component: plasma membrane; gap junction. NCBI's taxonomy places the organism in Eukaryota, Metazoa, Arthropoda, Insecta, Hymenoptera, Vespidae. Gene Ontology annotation, molecular function: gap junction channel activity. The record is from RefSeq and is a predicted model, not a curated record.
GAUUGGGGAUUAAUGUUCGUCCCUCGAACGCGUGGGGGCGCACCGACAAGAUGGCGGGUGGUGGGGCCCGAGCAAACCCUUCGGCGCGGUCAGUCGCUCUUCGGGCCCCGUUCGCGGCAGACGUGUUCUCAUUCAUUCAUCUUGUACCACGCCAACUUCUCUAACAAUUAUCUAAUUUUUCUUUUGUUCUUUUCAUUCGAGGACCACGGGACAACAUUUCGAGUACAUGAUGAAGCUUAACGAGAGAUAAACGUUCAAUAUCGGGAGGUGAAUUUUAUAUAAAAAAAAAAAAAAAAGAGGUGUGAAAUAUUCGGUGGGUGCACACAUCGGAACUAAAAGUAUAACCAAAAAAAAAUAUAUAUAAAUCUUCUUUUUCACGAACGAAAAGAAGAAAGAAGAGAAAAAGAGAGAAGCUGUUAUAUUCAUUCGUCCGACCAAGGAUAAAAUAAAAGAAGCAAAAUGGUGGUGUUCGGAUUGGUCUCGGCUGUAGCCGGGUUCUUGAAGAUGAGAUAUCUCAUCGACAAAGCUGUCAUCGAUAACAUAAUAUUCCGAAUUCAUUAUAGAAUCACUGCUGCAAUUUUAUUCGCUAGUUGCAUCAUUGUCACUGCCAAUAAUUUGAUAGGUGAUCCAAUAAAUUGUAUAUCGGAUAAUGCGGUACCAAAUCACGUGAUAAAUACAUAUUGCUGGAUAACAUACACAUUUACAUUGCCGACAAAUAACAUGAAACAAGUUGGCACUCAAGUAGCUCAUCCCGGACUCGGUGGAGAUUACAACGAAGAGAAAAUCUAUCAUUCGUAUUAUCAAUGGGUACCCUUCAUGUUAUUCUUCCAAGGUAUUCUCUUUUACGUGCCGCACUGGAUGUGGAAACAGUGGGAGGAAGGCAAGGUCAGAAUGAUAUCCGAUGGUAUGAGGGGUGCCAUAGUUGAAAGCAAGCAGGAACGUGAGAUCAGAGUAAACAAAUUGGUUGAAUAUAUCAUAGAUACUUUGCAUUUGCACAACAGUUAUGCUACCGGUUAUUUCUUCUGUGAAUUACUUAACUUCAUUAACGUGAUUGGCAACAUGUUCUUCAUCGAUACGUUCCUAGGUGGUGCAUUUUUAACAUACGGCACUGAAGUUAUAUCAUUCAGUAAUAUGAAUCAAGAACAUCGUUCCGAUCCUAUGGUCGAAAGAUUUCCAAGAGUAACCAAAUGUACAUUCCAUAAAUUUGGUGCUUCCGGAACUAUACAAAAGCUUGAUGCUUUAUGCGUGUUAGCCUUGAAUAUUCUCAAUGAAAAAAUCUACAUCUUCCUGUGGUUCUGGUUCAUUGUAGUUGCUGUAUUAUCAGGAUUAGCUGUUCUUUACAGUAUGGCGAUCGUUCUUUUACCUAGCACACGUGAAACCAUUUUAAGGAAACGAUUUAAAUUCGGUACUCCAUCGGACGUCAGUUUACUCGUCAGAAAAACUCAAGUCGGUGACUUCCUAUUGAUACAUCUGCUAGGUCAGAACAUAAACUCGAUGUUGUUUACCGACAUAUUGAAGGAACUCUGCCAUCGGUUGCACCUUGGUUCAGGAAGUAGCGCGUCACCAACGUCAGUUCCAUCAGCACCGAGCACGUUAGAGAUGUCACCGAUUUAUCCAGAAAUCGAAAAAUUCUCAAAGGAUACAGAGAUAUAAGAAAAAUUUGAUACUAACAACCCUUAUCAUCAUCCCCAAUCCCUCAGUUUGUAUUUCCUUCCUUCCACAAUCAUCCUCUUUAUACUAUUUCCUAUCCAACUUCUAUUUCUAAUUUUUAUUAUUGUGAUAAUUACCGUCGGUGCCUUCAACGAUUGUCUUUUUUCUGUUUUAUUUUUUUUUCUCUCUCGAUGCAUAGUUUUUUUCUUAUCAAUUUCUUUUUCCUUUUG